This is a messenger RNA of Xenopus laevis (African clawed frog), 5506 nucleotides long. It is a transcript of the gene clic6.L, whose product is annotated as chloride intracellular channel protein 6. NCBI's taxonomy places the organism in Eukaryota, Metazoa, Chordata, Amphibia, Anura, Pipidae. The transcript is spliced from 7 exons. The coding region runs from base 50 to 2836 and encodes 928 amino acids. The record is from RefSeq and is a predicted model, not a curated record.
GUUUGUAUUCACAGGGGACUGCCCAGCUCCCCCCACAACAGCCCAUAAUAUGCACAAGCCCAUGGCUACAGGUCGUCGCCUUAAUCAGCAGGGAAACAGCAAGCUCCGCAAGCAGAGGAGAAGAGAAUCUGUGCUGGGUGAGAGAACUGACACUCAAAGGUGCAAAAAGGUGACAAGCAUGGCAGAGUCUGCAGGACAGCCACAUGUUCAACUUCAAGCAGCAACAGACCUGAAUGAUAAGGAACCAAAAUCACAUGGAGGGGAAGAGUCAGGGCAGGUGGCGGAAGAAGCAGGCCCCACUAUCCACAUAGAUAAGGACCCUAAUGCUGAGGGCAGCCAUGGAUCUGGGGGUAUGAAUGGUGAAGCAGUGAAAGAUCCAGAUGAAAUAAUGUCAAAUAGUCCACAGGAACCUCCAGAGAGACAAGGAGAAAAGCAAGUGGCAGAGGAUGAACCUCCUCAGCCUCAAAUUGAACAGGAACCUCCAGGGGUUCAAGAAGAAAAGCAAGAGGCAGAGGAGAAACCUCUUCAGCCUCCAAUGGAAAAUGAACCUGCUGGUGAUCAGCUCUUACAGUUGGACUUGGGAGACAUCUCUAAGGAAGGUAGUGAGGUAGAAGUUCCACAACUAGAAACAGGGGGUGAACAUGCUGAUAAAGAAGAAGAGAUAAAUGAGGUAGAAAAAGGAAUUGAGAAUGAAAGCAGUGAAAGCAGUGAGAGCAGUGAAGGGUCCUCCAGUAGUGACGAGGAAGAGGAGAAGGACCAAGAUGCAGCUGGGGAAGAGGAGAGGGAGCAAGUUGUAGAAGCUGGGGAAGAGGAGAAGGAGAAAGUUGUAGCAGCUGGGAAAAAGGAGAAGGGGCAAGGUGCAGCAGCUGGGGAAGAGGAGAAGGGGCAAGGUGUAGCAGCUGGGGAAGAGGAGAAGGGGCAAGGUGUAGCAGCUGGGGAAGAGGAGAAGGGGCAAGGUGUAGCAGCUGUUGAAGAGGAGAAGAGGCAAGGUGUAGCAGCUGGGGAAGAGGAGAAGGGGCAAGGUGUAGCAGCUGGGGAAGAGGAGAAGGGGCAAGGUGUAGCAGCUGGGGAAGAGGAGAAGGGGCAAGGUGUAGCAGCUGGGGAAGAGGAGAAGGGGCAAGGUGUAGCAGCUGGGGAAGAGGAGAAGGGGCAAGGUGUAGCAGCUGGGGAAGAGGAGAAGGGGCAAGGUGUAGCAGCUGUUGAAGAGGAGAAGAGGCAAGGUGUAGCAGCUGGGGAAGAGGAGAAGGGGCAAGGUGUAGUAGCUGGGGAAGAGGAGAAGGGGCAAGGUGUAGCAGAUUGGGAGGGGGAGAAGGAGCAAGAUGCAGCAGCUGGAGAAGCAGAGAAGGAACAAAUUGUAGCAGCUGGGGAAGAGAAGAAUGUGCAAGAUGGAGCAGUUGGGGUAGAGCCAAAAGAGCAAGAUGUGGUAACUACAGAGCAUGCAGGUGAGGGAGAAAUUAAAAUAGAAAAAGAUUUAGCAGCUGAGGAGCAAGGGGUUGAGGGGCACACAGAGGAGAAUCAGCAAGUAAUUGAGGACAAGGAGGAUAGUGAGGAUGAAGAAGAAAAAGAAGAAGCUGAAGAGCAAUCAGGAGAGGUAGGAGAACAAGAGUAUUUAGAAGACGAUAAGAAAGAAAAAGCUGAUGGAAGUGCAGAGGGUCCUACUGCAGGGGAAGGAGAUGUGGGGUCAGACACAAAAAUGCAGGACAAAGAUAGGAAACAGGGAGAGAGUGUCCCAUCAGAAGAAAACAAAAGUGGGGAGAAUGAAGUGAAAGAAAGCCAAGGAAACAAUGCAGAGUUGGUGGAACCUUCUGGUGCAGGAGAAGAUGUGCUGGAUGCACCUCAGGUGGACAAUGUAAAUCUAAAAGAACCUUCAGCAGAAGAUGAAAACAAAACAAAUGUUCCAUCUCAGGUAGACUUGGUGAUAGAACCAAGUGAUGUUCCUGAACAGUCCCCUGAAGAUCCCUAUGCUAGAACAGAAGAGAGUGUAUUACAGGAGGAAGGACACACAGCAGAGGAGACUCUGAAUGCAGAGCCUGACACUGGAGGUGAAACAAAUAUCAAAGAAAAUGGUAUGAGCCCCACCAGUAGCCCAGAGACACAAUUUCUGACCCCUGAAGCCCUCCAGGAACAUGACAUAUCACUUUUUGUCAAGGCUGGCAGCGAUGGAGAAAGUAUCGGCAACUGCCCGUUCUCCCAGCGUUUGUUUAUGAUCCUUUGGCUGAAGGGUGUGAUAUUUAAUGUCACCACGGUGGACCUCAAGAGAAAACCGGCAGACUUACAGAACUUGGCUCCCGGGACAAAUCCACCUUUUAUGACAUUCGACGGAGAAGUUAAAACUGAUGUAAAUAAAAUCGAAGAGUUUUUGGAAGAAAGAUUAACAAUGCCCAGAUACCCCAGACUUGCACCAAAGCACCCCGAAUCCAGCUCAGCUGGGAAUGACGUAUUUGCAAAAUUCUCAGCCUACAUUAAGAACCCUAGGAAAGAUCUGAAUGUUGUUUUAGAGAAAGGCUUCCUAAGGUCCUUAAAAAAACUAGACGACUUUUUGAAUGCACCACUGCCUGAUGAGAUUGAUGCCUACAGCACUGAGGACAUCACCGUCUCCAGCAGGAAUUUCCUGGAUGGGAAUGAACUGACUUUAGCAGACUGCAAUCUUUUACCCAAGCUCCAGAUUAUUAAGGUUGUAGCCAAAAAGUACAGGAACUUUGAGAUCCCGACCGAAAUGAUGGGCAUUUGGAGAUACCUGCAUAAUGCUUACGCCCGAGAUGAGUUCACCAACACGUGCCCGGCUGAUUCUGAGAUUGAAUAUGCCUAUUUGGGAGUUGCCAAAAAAAUCCAGUGAGAAUGAAAAGCACACAGGGCCCAUGUAUCAGAAACACCUCCAAGCAGUAAACCCCUUCUGUUAAGGUUACAACGUGGGUCAAAACUGAUACUAUUUACCAAACGUGGCAGAAAUUAAAUUGAUCACAUCUAUGUUUGUUUGAUGGAAAUGUACAACCUUGGCAACAGAUAAUGGUCAUGUAUGGGGGUAUGGGAUCUGUUAUCCAGAAAUCUCAGUUAAUGGGAUUCUCCAUAAAAGAGUUCCUUGUGUCAUGUAAAAGCACCAUACCUUAAGACUACUAAAACAUUUAAGUGUUAAAAAUCAGCAUCAAUUUAUGCAGUUUGAUCACCAUGAAGAACAAAGUAUGUUCCUAUUAAUACAGAGAAAUAGCAAAUCUGUCAAAAACAAGACCCUUUUGUAUAAAUAGGAAAUGCAAAAGUAUGGCUGCACUUUGGAGCUUUCCUGGAAAUCACAUUUCUGGAAAACAGAUCCCGCACCUAUCCCUUUGAGGAACUAGAGUUUAAUGCUUGAACUUGAUUCAAACGAUGGAAUCCUGACAAGUCCAAUGUUUUACUUCUUGUUUGCCAAAAAUGUAUUUAUAUUGCCACAUUCUACAUUAUACCUUGCUGAGGGUAUGACUAGUUUUAAGUUUUUUACAAAUUAAGCAAUGUGUUUGACAUAUGUAGAAUUUUGUCAGGGAAAUCAAUGACUUGAGCCCAUAAUCUCUAAAGUCAACCUUGGGAAUUGUUAGCAAAGAAGAGGUUCCUCAACUGUGGGGUUGUCCAUCUUGGAGGCUUGGAGUAUGGGCAGUUGGGUUCAGCCGGAAGGCCAAUUAACAUGAGAAUUGGAGAGACUAGAAACUUGCUCUCCUAGAUACACCUAAAAGCCCAACUUGAGGGUCAGUAAGGAUGAGAUACAUGAGUAUGAAUGACUGAUUAUAUUUUUCUAUAUUGUUGCUCAUUUCAUGAGGUUAGGGAGACCCUUACCAAAGGUGGGUCCUUCAAGUGGGACUUGACCUGAGUUUGAUAACCAGUAAUCUAAAAUGAUGCAAUGCCCAUGAAAAUAUCAAAAGAAAAGUGUUAAAGGAUAUCCACUAGUUUUUUUGUUUUAUUCAGUCUUGACUCCUAUCAUCCUUACAAGAUAUUGAAGACCUCUCUGGACUCUGCUGUAAACAAUUUCAUUUUUGUACAUGAUUUACCUUUGGAGAUGAAUCACUGCAUCACACAAAAGCCACAAUGAAAUCAAAGUAAAUUAAACCCAUAUUUUUGGGAUCUGGGAUUCUGACAUCUUACUUAUGAUGCCCCACAAUGCCAGAUGGAGCACUAGGGACUAGGUGGAAAACGGUUCUAUUUAUGCAUUAUAAAAAGCUUCUGUCCUUAAAGACAAGAUGUUCUACCUUUUGCAAAGAGUGAUUCAUUCAUUCAUAUGUAGGGGAUGGGAGCAACCAUUGUCUUUGCCUGACUCGGAGAUAGAUUAGGCAGAUAUAGCAGAGCUUCUCCUAGGUUCCAAGAGCAGAUGGCCCUCUCCUCAAUUUCAAGGUAAUAACAAAGUACAAUAUAUUUGGCAAAGGAUAUAACUCAUUUCUGUAUUUAAUAUAAGGACCACAUAUAAGGUCUUUUCCUCCAAUAUAGUAGAAUAUUAUAGGAGAUCAUUAUAGGAGUUAUAGCCUUUCUUUUUUUUUACUUGAAACAAUUAUAGAUAACAGUUCUUAUUCGUAUUCAACAUAGCUCAGAAGGACCACAAGUGAUUUUAACCUAUAUACUCUGGUAUGUUGAUGACAAAAAUGAAUCUGUUUUCUAAGCUUUCUAGGAUUUUUGAUCAUUAUGCCAUGUUCUAAACGGGCAGCGAAGGUGAAUGGUGUUCUUCUACAAUUGCUAGAAUAUCAAAGGUUGCCUCCCCUUUCAUAAUGCAAACCUGCAAAAAUGUUUGUAAGUCCAAGUCUACUACAGUUGAUGUACUGGAAGACCAUUAAAAUGACCAGUAUCCUGAUCACAUAUAUAUAUGCUAAUAAUCUCCAACCUGUGCAGUUCAUGAAUCUUUGACUGCAGUAUAUCACAUUUUGCUGACAUUACUAAUAGUCUUUGCUCUUGGUCUAGUAUCCCAAAGGGACCAAUGAUCAAUCAGAUUAUUUCAAACAAAAGACCUGUGUAUGCUACAUGCUGGUUGCUAUUGUGGUUACUAGAACUGGGGAUUACAGAGGUUUUGCAUAUAUAUAUAUAUAUAUAUAUAUAAUAGUGACAUAAAUAAGGAUGUGGCUGCCACCAGAGAGCAAGAAAAGGUCCAUUGACUGGAACUACCUUGAGUCUGGAACCUGUUGGACAGCACUGCCUUAACCCUGAAGACCCCACACGUGUCAGCAUCAGCGAUGUUAAUUGACUUAAGUUGAAAUAUUCUACUUAAUCGUUGUUUAGCCAAAAACCUGGCCUGUUUCUAGAUCUGAACUUGGAGACCCAACCUAAUAUGCCGAGGCCCUACUAUUGCUUAUAUUUAGCCUUCUACCAAUUCUAGACUUGUUUCUCGGCGACACGUGUCCAUGUAAGCUGUGAGAUCUCUAAGGGCUAAAUGUAGGUGUUGAUAUACUGUAGCUGUAAGUUCCAUUACUGGUCACUCUCAGUUGUUUCUCAUGUACCUGAUGUAUUCUAUGCUCACAUGCCUUAAAGAUUUAUAAUGAAAUAAAAGAUCUAAACCAUA